Messenger RNA from Paramecium sonneborni, 267 nucleotides. The record is from the annotation of a GenBank genome assembly. Lineage: Eukaryota; Ciliophora; Oligohymenophorea; Peniculida; Parameciidae.
AUGAAAUAAGUUAAAAUGCUUGAAUCUUAGAACAUUAAACUUAUUGAAUAGAAUUACAAUGAUUUGGUAAAAUGGAAAUCAAAAAACAAGAUUUUAAUGUAUAUAUAUAAACUUUAAAUAUAAUCAAAUUUUAUCAUUAUGAAUUAAAUUGAAUCUAAACUUACUGAAAAUGAAGAAUUAACAAAAUAACUAAUUAAUAAAUCAAUCUAAUCUUCUGAUCAUUAAUCAUAGUUAUAUCAAUUUACUUCAAUUUAAUACUUAUAAUGA